Molecule: messenger RNA, 951 nt
Organism: Frankliniella occidentalis (western flower thrips)
Lineage: Eukaryota; Metazoa; Arthropoda; Insecta; Thysanoptera; Thripidae
Exons: 3
Coding region: 550-951 (133 amino acids)
Source: RefSeq, a predicted model, not a curated record
UCGACUGAAUGUACCCAAGCACUUGGCGGCACGGCAGAGGUAAAGAGUAAGACGAAGAGAGAAAAUGAAAAUAGGGGACAGGAAAAUGAAAUGGAAACUAACUAAUUUUACUUAAAAUAACUCUACCCUUUAUCAUACUCUUUAUCAUAUCUUUAUCUAAAUAUUGUCUAUUUUUAAAGUAGGUAUGCAAUGCCUAUUUGCCUACAAAAUUCCCACCGGAGGUGUGGCAGUCAGUUGCGGGAUUGUCAUAAGCGGAAUAUUCUCUUGAAUGCGCCCUCGGCCUCGUGGCUCCGGCGCUGGCCACGACGCUAGUUCCUCCUCGUGAGCGCGAGAAUUUAAAAGUCUACGCAUGUCUAACACCCAUGCAGAUUGGCUCGGUCUUAUCGCUCCCAUUUUGAUAUAUUUUGUGAAGGUGUUGUAUACUUCUUCUCUAUAGUGGAGUGGAACUGGCCGUGCGUUCUGCUUGAUCGGCGGGUGGUCUCCUGUGUCUAUUCGGAAAGUGAGCCAGGGGCAUGUUCCGAAAGAGAAAUUAUCCACUACAAAGACAUCAUGAUUAUUUCUCACAAUGUCUUCCACCAUUUUUCUUUGUGCUGGGGAGAUUUUCGGCUUCCCGGACCCUGGACCAGCAAUGACCCUGAUGUUGACAGCACCUGGGCAUCACCAGCUGUCGGGUGGGGGAGUCCUUCCUUCUCCUUAAGAGACACGCCAGAGUCGUUUUCCAGCUCAUCAGCUUCGAGAUCAGUUUCCAAAAAGCGUCAAAUUUGUCUAGGAAGUCAAAUCCUAAUAGAUUCUCCUCUACAUCUGCCUCAUAGACUGGGUAGUCGAACCUUCUUCCAGCUAUUGAGAUUUUCGUCAUUACUGGGCCAUAGAGUACUCCGGUAUGUGACGUUGCUCCCUUCAUCCUUAGCUUGGCUCUGGGUAUUUCUCUCCCUGUUCUUUUUAAUACUGUGA